AUGUACAUGUACGCCGAAACAAAGGGGCUGCCAGCAAAAGAGGAGCCAGAUGAAAGGAGGAAACAAAGGCUGCCUGAUCGAGUACGACGCACGGCUUCGGCACUUCGAGUGCAGAACGAGGAGACGAAGACACUGCUACUGUUUACAGCGCAAUGUAAGAUACAACUAUCAAGUACCGGUGGCUUGAAAGUAGAAAAAUGGCACAGGCACAAGCACCAACACGGACAUGCUUGUCUCGGAGGCGAAGCCACGGUGGUUCUCUACCACAUGCAGAAUACAGCCAAUGAAACUAUAGAUAGCCUUGGAAAGGCUUUUUAUCUUGAGGAGCCGCCGUAUGCGGUCGUGAUGAAGUUUCAAAUCGAGCCUGUAUGA
Molecule: messenger RNA, 372 nt
Organism: Sporothrix schenckii 1099-18
Lineage: Eukaryota; Fungi; Ascomycota; Sordariomycetes; Ophiostomatales; Ophiostomataceae
Exons: 1
Coding region: 1-372 (123 amino acids)
Source: RefSeq, a predicted model, not a curated record